AUGGGCGGCCCCAACCUCGAAGUCUUCAAAUUCGGCAUGUACAUCAUGUUCCCCAUCGGCUUCAUGUACUACUUCGGCAUCAACCUCGACUCGCGCUUCGCAGUCCCCGAUUUCUGGCCCAAACGCGACGAGACGCAUCAGAUCCCGUUCGAGAGGGAGGAGAUCGCGGAGGAGUUGGCGAGGUUGAAGCAGAGGAGACUUGCGGCGCGGGCGAGACGA
Messenger RNA from Zymoseptoria tritici IPO323, 219 nucleotides. RefSeq lists its product as uncharacterized. The transcript is spliced from 2 exons. NCBI's taxonomy places the organism in Eukaryota, Fungi, Ascomycota, Dothideomycetes, Mycosphaerellales, Mycosphaerellaceae. The annotation marks the transcript as partial. Gene Ontology annotation, biological process: mitochondrial respiratory chain complex IV assembly. Gene Ontology annotation, cellular component: mitochondrion; mitochondrial inner membrane. The record is from RefSeq and is a predicted model, not a curated record.